This is a messenger RNA of Linum trigynum, 2752 nucleotides long. The record is from the annotation of a GenBank genome assembly. NCBI's taxonomy places the organism in Eukaryota, Viridiplantae, Streptophyta, Magnoliopsida, Malpighiales, Linaceae.
UUCCAAAGAUUGAGUUAAGCGAAAAGAAAAAUUGGAAAAUAGGCCCAUUUCGCAAAACAAAUAAAAAAAAUGACACAAUUUGACCUCCAACCCGGUAUCUUGUGGCGGUCGACCCGACAGGUGCGUACUACCCGUUUUUCUCACCGGAUCAGGAUCAAAGUGGGUCAACCCGCGGGGCGACCCGCGGGUUGACAACCUCAAGAACAAGUAGGUGGGUCUCACUAGACUUAUUUUGCGAAGAUUUGGCAUUUGGGCUUGUUGCUAAAAAAAUGACACAAUGUGAAAUCGUAUUGUACCAACGGUCUGAUCAGAAAAACAUUAUGUUUGAUACAAAACUGGUAGAUGAAAUUUUUUAGCAGUAUCAAAGAGUUGAACUAAUGAUCAAACUACGAUUUGAGUACAAUAUAUUAUAGCGAUAACAUUUUUUCGAUACAACCUCUGACACGAUUUUUUUUUGGGAAAACUUUGCUCCAAAUGGCAUGUUCUUGCAAGCGGAAAUUAAAACAGAAGUUGACUCAAGAUUAUUUGCUCACAUACAUUAGCUUCUAUAUUUGCCAUUUGCAAAGAGCCCCAGCUGCUACAGAUACAAGUUCUCAGCCUCUAAUUAAGACAAACAUUGUACUUUGAUCGAUCCAAAGAAAUAAACACUUAGAUCGGUUGAGUGAUUCUAUUUACAGGGUAUCUUUUUUUUUUCUUCAUAAAGAUGAUAGAUUUUAUUGAGAUGAGAAAUGGAUCGAGAACGAUCGCAGCAAAAAAAAAGAAGCAGAACUGAAGAUACAUACAGGCGGUGAAACAAGAGAAACGAUAUUGAAUGUGAAAGAGAGAUUUUUGUUUUAGUUGUUAAAUAGAAUGAAUGAAUGAGAGUUAAAGAGAAGAGUGACCUCAAGAAAGAGCAUGUCAACUUGAUUCCACGGAGAAGUAAAUUGUUUUUUCUUUGUUCGAUUUUAAGGUUGCCAAUAUCGUGUUACGUCGAUAUAUUUAUAUAUAUAUCGUCGUUAGUUGCUUAGUAAUGUUUUAUCAGAUGUCUAAACUUAGGUCAUUUGUUAUUGAUACUUGAAAUUCUAACUUAUCGAUGUGAUUAGUCCAUCAACUUGCUUAAUCAAAGCCCACAUUUAAGACAUUUUGAUACUUAACUAAGUAUUUGUGAGAUUAUGUUACCUGUUCAAACUUAAGUGACCAUUUGGGUCAAUUACCCAUACAGCGUAAACUUUACUCAAGUGCGGCGACCGAAAACGACGUCGCUUUCAGCCAAUCGAUCAAUUCCUUUCUUCCUUGCUCUCCUAACUCCCAAAUUCCAGCUGAAUCUCCGUCUCCACCGUCGCUAUUCCGGCGAAGGCGUCGCCGUCCCUCGAUUUCUGGAUUUCCCCGCGAACAGUUCACUCUUGCAGAUCCGAUCUCUUCCAGGUAAAUUUGAAUCUUCAAUCGCUUCAAAGGAAACCUUGUGAAUGAAUCUGAGUCGUGUGUUUCUGUGAUUUCUUAGAAUUCCUGAGAUUUUAGGUCGAAAUUGGUUUGGGGGGAAAAGUUUGCCGAUGAAUGGAGAGAACUCGAGUUACUUAGGGUUUCUAGCUCUUCAAUUACCAUAGCUUUACAGGUUAUGAUCUGGUCUUAGUUCUCACUUGUUAAUGCUUCUGAUGAUUGCAGAGCACUUCGGUGGAAAAAAGAUGCAAGAUCCAAGAUUGCCACUUUCGGGUGAAAUUUCAAACGGUAAACCACGUAAGAAGAAAGGCUCAUCAAAUUCCAGAGCUUCGACGAUUCAGCUGAAAGGGAGUGAUGUACGAGAGAUUCAACAUGGUCAGGCUGCGGCAGUUCCUUUGCCUCUGAGAACUUCUCAGAAGCUGUCUACCAAGAAUUUGGCAAGGAAUGAAUACACUCCUCCUACUACUAUGUUUCAGCAGACGGAGAGAUCGAACUCCGAUUCCUUGCCGGAGUCUUCGGGUUCGGGGAAUGAUUACAGGGCAUUGAGAAGGAAGUACUUGCUGUUGGAAGAGGAAAGCUUUGCAUUGGGAACCGAGUUGACCGAGAUUGAAGACGAGGUUAACACUCUCGAGUACGAGAAGCUCGCGUUGUUGGAUCAGCUCAUUGUGCUGGAAGGUCUUGUCGACCCUUCGGAAGUGCAAGUCCCCUGAACUCCUUUGUUACUGUACUGCAAUUGUUUGCACUUGGGUAAUGUGUUGUUAAUAGAUGGCUCAUAGGCUUCUUUUGGAGCACAAAAGGGUGGAAAAAUGGAGCAGUUUGGUUUCUUGGUUUUACAAGCUGUACUAGAAAGGUUGGCACAUAUACAUUGAGAACUAAGAUUUUUCAUGUUGAAAGAUUGAAAGGAGUAAUCAAAAGAACAAGUAAUGUGUAUUGCUGACUACUAAUGGAUUCAUUAUUCCUAUGUUCAUCGAGUUUUUGUUUCUGGCUUUCAUGGUUUUGCUGGAUUCCGUACUACACUUACUGUACUUCAGUACUGGUGCUUUUUAUGGGUCGCGAAUAGUAAUUACUUCCUUUAUUUCACUGCUAUCUGACAGCUUGAUGUCAGUAACAUCAGGUGAGUUCAAAUCUAAGCCUGAUGGACUGUGAAGCUGCAAGCAAUGUGAAGUUUGGUCUUUGCCAGGCUUACUUUGGUUACUAUGCUCUAGAUGGACUUAUGGCUUUACUGGGACAAUACUUGGAAAAAGUUUAAUCUUUGGUCUGAAGUAUUGUGUUCUUUCUUAUUAUCAUGGUUGUCCUAGCCGAACGAGACUUGUCGAAAUUAAGACUAUUUAUAUAA